CCCGGGCAAGGGCGUUUGAAGGAAACGUGAGGCGAGGCGGCGGCGGCGGGAUGGAGGCGGCGCCGCGGCGGAGCCCCGAGCCUCGGGAGAAGCCGCCGGUGCUGGACGGGGAGGCAGCGGGGGCGCCCGCGGGGGCGUCGGGCGCGGCCCCGGCUUCGCCGGCGGCGACGGAGCAGAUCGUGGCGGAGGGCGAGGCGGCGGCGGCGGGCACGUUCGUGCAGCGGCAGCUCGGGGCGAUGCUGCAGCCCGCCGUGAACAAGUUCUCGCUGCGCAUGUUCGGCAGCCACCGGGCCGUGGAGAUCGAGCGGCAACGGGUGAAGUCGGCGGGCGCCUGGAUUAUCCAUCCCUACAGCGACUUCAGGUUUUACUGGGACCUCAUCAUGCUGCUCCUGAUGGUGGGGAAUUUGAUCAUCCUGCCCGUGGGCAUCACCUUCUUCAAGGAUGAGAACACCCCUCCCUGGAUCGUUUUCAACGUGCUUUCGGACACUUUCUUCUUGGCUGACCUGGUGCUGAACUUCCGGACAGGCAUCGUGGUGGAGGACAACACGGAGAUUAUCCUUGACCCUCACACCAUCAAAAUGAAGUACUUGAAGAGCUGGUUCCUGGUCGACUUCAUUUCCUCUAUCCCUGUUGACUACAUUUUCCUCAUCGUUGACCUGGAGACCCAGGUGGAUUCUGAUGUCUACAAGACAGCCCGGGCCUUGCGCAUCGUGCGCUUCACCAAGAUCCUCAGCCUGCUGCGCCUGCUGCGUCUCUCGCGCCUCAUCCGCUACAUCCACCAGUGGGAGGAGAUCUUCCACAUGACGUACGACCUGGCCAGUGCUGUGGUGAGGAUCUUUAACCUCAUUGGGAUGAUGCUGCUGCUGUGCCACUGGGAUGGCUGCCUCCAGUUCCUGGUGCCCAUGCUGCAGGACUUCCCCGAGGACUGCUGGGUCUCCAAGAACCGCAUGGUGAACGACUCGUGGGGGAAGCAGUACUCGCACGCCCUGUUCAAGGCCAUGAGCCACAUGCUCUGCAUUGGCUACGGGCAGCAGGCGCCCGAGGGCAUGACCGACGUCUGGCUCACCAUGCUCAGCAUGAUCGUGGGGGCCACCUGCUACGCCAUGUUCAUCGGCCACGCCACUGCCCUCAUCCAGUCGCUGGACUCGUCCCGACGCCAGUACCAGGAGAAGUACAAGCAAGUGGAGCAGUACAUGUCAUUCCACAAGCUGCCCGGGGACACGCGCCAGCGGAUCCACGAGUACUACGAGCACCGCUACCAGGGCAAGAUGUUUGACGAGGAGAACAUCCUGGGGGAGCUCAGCGAGCCGCUCAAAGAGGAAAUCAUCAACUUCAACUGCCGCAACCUGGUGGCCAACAUGCCCCUGUUUGCCAAUGCGGACCCCAACUUCGUGACGGCCAUGCUGACCAAGCUGCGCUUUGAGGUCUUCCAGCCCGGGGACUUCAUCAUCCGUGAGGGCACCGUGGGCAAAAAGAUGUACUUCAUCCAGCACGGGGUGGUCAGCAUCCUCACCAAGGGCAACAAGGAGACAAAGCUGUCUGAUGGCUCCUACUUUGGCGAGAUCUGCCUGCUGACGCGGGGCAGGCGCACGGCCAGCGUGAGAGCCGACACCUACUGCCGCCUCUACUCCCUGGCCGUGGAUAACUUCAACGAGGUGCUGGAGGAGUACCCCAUGAUGCGCAGGGCCUUCGAGACGGUGGCCAUGGACCGGCUGGACCGCAUAGGGAAGAAGAACUCCAUCCUUCUCCGCAAGCGAGCCGAGCACAGCUCGGGGCCCCUGAACAACGAGAUGAUCCAGCAGAUCGUGAAGCACGACCAGGACAUGGCCCACAACAUCCAGGACCUGCAGCAGAUGGCGAUGGGCCGGGAGCUGAGCGGGAAGCCGGUGAUCUGGGAGCCGCUGGUGCACGCACCCCUGCAGACGGCCGCCGCCACCACCAACGUGGCCAUCGCCCUGACCCACCAGCACAGCCUGCAGGCCCACAUCUUCCUGCCGCCCUCCUCCAUCUCCAGCCCGCUCUCGCCCGAGGCCACCCUGCUCACCAAGCCGGUACGCCGGUCCCAGCCCAGCCUGGGCGGCUCCCGGCCCUCCUCUGUGAGCUCGCCCUCCGGGGCGCAGUCCCACCUCCAGACGCCCGCCGCCGGCUCGCCUUCCUCGCCCAUGGUCCAGUCCCAGGCGCCGCUGGAGAGCGCGGCCCAGAGACCCAGCCCCGGGGCGCAGCCCCUGCCGCGCUCGGCGCAGAGGGGGGAGAUGCCAGCGGGGGCCAAGCAGCCCCCGGCCGGCCCCCAGCCCCAGCUCUCCAGGUCCCGCGGCACCUCGGUCUCCACCUCGCUGCUGCAGCAAGCGGCGGGCGCUGCGUCCCCCAGCUCCGAGCAGGCGCUGCCGCCGGGGAGAACGCUCCACUACAGCCUGUCCCGAGCCACCGGCUCCCACAUCUCGCUCCUGAUGCAGCCCCAGCAGCUGGUGAAGCACAGGAGCAUCCACGGCCUGCCGGUGGGGCGGCUCACCCAGGAUGUCCGGCUCCUCUCUGCCUCCCAGCCCUCCCUUCCCAAUAAGGUGGCCCAGCAAGCCGACGGGAGCUCCUUGAAGCAGGGCAGGAAAUCUGCAGGGAACCUGGCCCGCAGGUCCUCGCCGUCGGUAGCCGGACUCCUCGCCAAGCCGUGCGCGGCGAUCCCAGGCCAGCCCGCACACUCGCAGCAGAUGCCUUCAGGAUCGCUGGCUCAGCCCGGCCGCUCCACGGCGGGAGCGUCCACUCCCCAGUCCCCGGGCUCCGCGUCCAGGCAGGCAGCAGGUCCCUCCCGCAAGGGCUCCGUGGCCUUCAGCCCCGAGGUGGAAACGGGGAAGCCCAAACUCCCAUCCAACAUGUGAGUCCUGGCGGCACCCACACGGGCAGGAGGGAGCCGGGCAUCCCGGCGGCAGAGGAGGCGAGAGGAGCAGAGCACCAGCCCCGCCGUGUCAGAGGGAAAAAUGAGGUGAGAGGCAGCACCCGGGGCCGUGGAGGGGCUGUUUCAGGCGCGGGGGCACGGCAGGGAUGAGCAUGGGGCAGCCCCAGAGCUGGCCCAGCCGGAUGAGGAGGGGGCUCUGCUGACUGCCCCAGGGGGUCACCCUGCCCGGGCUCUCCCCUCCUUGCUCAUCACCACCUGUGAGUUCUGCUCUCCUCCUGGAGGCACAGGACAGGUCAGAGCCCUUGCCCAAACUCUGGCCUCUCUGAGGAGCUCAGCUCCCCACAACUGCCCCUUAGGGGCCGGGCCCCCCACUCUCUGUGCCGCGUGUCCCACAGCCUGUCCUCGGGGCCAGGCUGGCGCUGGCAGCUCCUCCAGCUUGUCCUCUGUCACAGCAGGGGCUGCCCUACGCCCACCUCGAUCCCCAGAUUGCUCUGCCCAGCACCUUUGCCUUUAGGGUGAGGAGGGAGAGGCAGCCCCCUGGGUCCACUGCCCGGCUGGAGGCUGGAGCCCACGGCAGGGGCAGGCAGAGUGCAGGGGUCCAGGGUCAGCAGGGGCCAGGUCUCCCUUCCCCGAGGCCCUGGUGGGUCCCUGAGUGCAGGUGCCAGGACCUGGGGGUCCCGGGCAGGGCUCCCCUGGUGUGACAAGUGCCAAGGGGCAAUGCUGGGGGCAGGGGUGUCUCCACUGAGCAACCACCCAGUCCCUCUCCCCAGCUUGUGGGACCAUUUUGCCUCAGAGGUGCUGAGUCCCUGUGAGGUUGGGAUGUGCUGCUGGGCAGGGCUCUGCCCCACACCCGGGCACUGUGGCUGUCCCCCCACCUGGCCUGGGGGCAGCCGGGGGAGAUUCUGCUGCCUGAAACUCCAGGAGGAUGUUCAGAGGGUCAGUCCAAGGGACCCCUCUGUGGCUCCAGGAUGGUGUCCAGAAGGUCACCAGGGGGGACCCUUCUGUGGCUCCAGGAGGAUGCUCAGCCCGGGCUCUGCUCCCCUGCCCUGCGCUGCAGUCCUGUUUCCAGGUUGCCUGGAGAUGCCAGUCACCAGUGCCACAGGAGCAGAAGGCUGUCACAAAGAGAUGCCAGUCCCAGGCAGCGCCUGGGUGAUGUGUGGGGCUGUGGGGUCACCCUCCCUCGAACAGGGGUCCCCACAGAUGCCCCACGCCCCCCCCUCCCGAGACAGUAGUGUGCAAUGUGUGUGCGAGUCGUGGCUCUGCCGAGCAGCCGAGCUCUGCUUACAGUGUCGCUUUGGGCCAACCGUGUUCAGUCCUGGUUAGAGUAGUGUCCCCUCCGACCCCGCCGCGCUGCGCCAGCUGCUUCCCGCUCCCGGAGUCAGGAACCGUGGCUUGUCUUCGUGCUCUGGGGCUCGGCUGCCGCUCAGCGGAGCCUGCCAGACCCCCAGCACAGCAGCGGGCGAGGUCUUGUUCCCCGCGGUACUUAUUGAAGUGAGGUGUUCAGUUCUCCACCCUCGUGUUUUGGGGCGUCGGGAGCAGCCCGGAGCGCAGGGCUGCUGCGGGAGCCCGGCCUGCGGGGUGCAGCAGCCCACCAGGAACCCCGGCAGUGCCUGCCAGAGGGGGAUGUCCUGCACUGCCUUUUUCCCGUGAAUUUCAACAGCCCUUCCCUGCCCACCCCCACGUCCCGCUCCAUCCCCAUGGUCGGUGUGUCCCCAGCAGCCCUUCGGGCAGGGGUCUGCAGCGGAGCCGCGCGUCCCACGUCCCCGGGUUGUGUUCACACUGCAUGAUGUAGAUGUCUUAGCGGUCAUCCCAGCGCCCCGCAGAGCGCGCGGCCCGGCCCGGACAGCACCGAGCUCCCGCUGGCCGCGCCUCUGGAGCACCCUCCCCACGCCACAGCCCCGUGUCGGGAGUCAGAGCCACCCCGUGCUCCUGUCACCGUCGCCCCUGCCCUGCACCGUGUCACCUCGUGGGCCGGUGCUCACCCCGGGGAGGCUGGAGGGGCUGGGGAUGCCGGCCGUGCGCGGGCGCAAGUUUAUCCACCAAAGACCAUGAUCCUCCACUCUUGCACUCACGGCAGUCGAUGUACAGAGCUUGUAGUUUUCAUAUCGCAGAGAAUUUAAGAGCGUUUUUUUAUUUUUGGUCGUUGUACAUAAUGGAUUUAAAUAAUAAAGAGAGAUUCCGAGCUGG
Molecule: messenger RNA, 5074 nt
Organism: Corvus hawaiiensis (hawaiian crow)
Lineage: Eukaryota; Metazoa; Chordata; Aves; Passeriformes; Corvidae
Gene: HCN3
Product: hyperpolarization activated cyclic nucleotide gated potassium channel 3
Exons: 8
Coding region: 51-2870 (939 amino acids)
Biological process (GO): transmembrane transport; potassium ion transport
Cellular component (GO): membrane
Molecular function (GO): voltage-gated potassium channel activity
Source: RefSeq, a predicted model, not a curated record